UUGUGUGAUCAACAAACACAAUCAUCAUCAAUCAUGGGUUGUGAUAAUAAUAUUGGUGUGAGUUUGGCAUCCUUUGUCUUGGUUUCUUCACUUUUAUUAUUGUCUCCAAUCCUUUAUGUCUCUGAAGCACAGAAUUAUCCUCCUAUUGUCAAGGGAUUGUCUUGGGAUUUCUAUGACUCAAUCUGUCCUGAUGUUGAGCACAUUAUCAGAAACCAUCUCAAGAAGGUCUUCAAGGAGAACGUUGGCCUUGCCGCCGCCUUGCUUCGUAUCCAUUUCCAUGACUGCUUUGUUUUGGGUUGUGAAGGUUCAAUAUUACUUGAUGGAACAGCCGGGGAAACUAGCGAAAAGUUAGCCGCUCCGAACUUAAACCUGCGAAGGGAGGCAUUCAAGAUCGUCAACGACCUCCGCAAGCUCGUCCACAGCCGCUGUGGAAGGGUUGUCUCUUGCGCAGAUAUCGUUGCACUCGCCGCACGUGAUGCUGUUCACUUGUCUAAAGGACCAUACUACAAUAUUCCAUUGGGAAGGAGAGACGGGGUAAGGAUCGCAACAUCCGACGAAAUCUUGGCCGAUCUGCCACCACCAAGCUUCAACACUACUUUAAUUCUAAUCACUCUCGCCCCCAAAAACUUCACGACCACCGAUGUGGUUGCGCUCUCCGGCGCCCACACCAUCGGCCGCAGUCAUUGCAUCUCCAUCGCAGACCGGCUCUUCGGAUCCUCCAUAGACCCAACCAUGGACCCAGAAUUAGCCCAACAUCUUCUCAAACUUUGUCCAGAUUUAGCUUCCAUCAAUUCCACCACUGCGUUUAUGAUGGAUCCAAGGACUCCCAACACAUUCGAUAACAAAUACUACAUUAACCUUGUAAACCACCAAGGUCUCUUCACAUCGGACCAGGACUUGUACACGGAUAAUAGAACUCGAGAUCUUGUCACUAAGUUUGCUGCUAAUCAAACCUUCUUCUUCGAGAAAUUUGUGGAGUUCAUGCUAAAGAUGGGGCAACUGAGUGUGUUGACUGGGGAUGCAGGUGAAAUUCGGGCGAAUUGUUCAGCGAGGAACAAUGAAACAUAUUUCUCAACGUAUCCGGUGGUGGAAGGAAAAAAAUGGGCAACCUAUUGAUAUUUGAUGAAUGAAGAGCUUCCCCAUUGUAGGGUUCUGUAAUUGACAAAAAUAAACAAGCAUAAAUAAAACUUAUAAGAUCAUAUGUGAAUAAACGUAUAUGAUCUCAUUUCUACA
Tripterygium wilfordii is the source of this 1233-nucleotide messenger RNA. Its product is annotated as peroxidase 12-like. The record is from RefSeq and is a predicted model, not a curated record. Gene Ontology annotation, biological process: response to oxidative stress; hydrogen peroxide catabolic process. The transcript has 3 exons. Gene Ontology annotation, molecular function: peroxidase activity; heme binding. Bases 34 to 1116 code for a protein of 360 amino acids. Lineage: Eukaryota; Viridiplantae; Streptophyta; Magnoliopsida; Celastrales; Celastraceae.